Bursaphelenchus xylophilus (pine wood nematode) is the source of this 3866-nucleotide messenger RNA. Lineage: Eukaryota; Metazoa; Nematoda; Chromadorea; Rhabditida; Aphelenchoididae. The record is from the annotation of a GenBank genome assembly.
AUGGGAUUGGCGCCUAAAAAUGUUGUGGCUCUCCUCUUGGCCGAGUUCGGAACCGGGAACUCCGAAGACGCGACUUACGAGGAGACUCGGAUGGCAACCCGACUGAAGAUUCUGCUGUCUCAAGCGGCGGAAGACGCGAAUAUUGAGGUUCAAACGGACGAUGAGAUUAUGGACAACAAUAGCAGUGGGGACGAGAAUGACGAUGACAGCGACUUCGAAUUGGACGUUGAAGGCCAUCAAGAACGUGAUGAAAGAGGAACUGGAGAGAUAUGGAUGGGACGAAAAUUCGUGUCGCUAGAUCAAAUACGAGCAGUCAAACGAUAUUGGCUAUCGUCGAAUCGAUCGGUUGGCGCUGUCAGGAAACGGUGCAGGUUCAUUCGAAGCGACUACUACUGGAGAAAGAUGACGGACCUGUGGAAGAAAGGUAAGGCUACAGUUUGUUGAUGAUUUUUUUUGUAGAUGAAGUUGUCGCAGAUCGGCGUGUUCGCAUAAAGAAGCUGGCUUCUGAUCUUUUUGAGUGGGCGAAGGAGAGAUUGUCGACUGGGACUUCCGAUCCGAUUACCAUUCCAAGUCAUGCCAUUUUUAACAGUCUGGAGAAAAGUCGACUAAAUUUGUUUGUUUUUGUCUCAAGAAAAGGCACAAAUCUACAUAAAAUUGGAAAAACACAAAAAAAAAUUUUUUUACGCAUACUGUAGUGUACACAGUAGUCUUACCCUUUACAUUGCAGGUGAAAGGAAUCGAACCCAGCCCCCCGACCCAAAAGAAGAUUCGUUAGACGAGCGCUCUUUCCACUCGGCCAACUGGGCAGCUGUUUGGGUUUGCUUUCGGAGAGAGGACUUUUUCGGCGCUCUCUUCUUGCGAAACUUUAUAGUCGAUUUUCUCGGCCGCGGGGGCCCAGACGCAAAAAUGCCUUUAUAUUCGAUAUAGUAGAGUAUGUGACUAUAAAACCACACAGGUCUCAUGUCAUAGUUCAUUUGCGAUCUGAACGACUUCCCUUGUGAGUUCUUUCACUUAGAGAGGGAGGUAUUUUGCCACAUUUUUGAUGCUUCCCGGAUGUAAACUGGUACAUCUUUUGCCACUGGAUCAGGCCCCUGUACAAACAAAAACCAUUCCAGAUCAUGGUGAUUUACAAGUCCACCUGCCCGGACCUCCCACUGCCCGAGAAGAAAGUCCAUGAGUAUAUCUUUGAGUAUAUCCGAAAACACGAAGCGGAACGACCACACCAGCCAAUGUUUAUCGACUCAUUGACGGGAAUUGUCACCACCGGCACACAAAUUAUCGAGCGGACCUUGUCCUUGGCCAAUUUCUUGAGAGAAAAUGGCUUCGAAAAGGACGACUUCAUAGUGACGCCGGUCGAAAAUGGAUGGCCAUAUGUGUGUGCGAUGUUGGCGGUCAGCAUGCUGGGCGGCGGAGUGGCUGGCGCGCAUCCCAAGAACAGCGCUUGUAGGUGUUUUUCAGCCAAUUUAUUGAGCAUUUGCAGCUUUCAGAUGAAAUUUCACAUCAGGUUCGCUUAUGCAAAGCAAAAUUUGUCAUGUGUCAAGAUCACGUUCUCCCCAAGAUUUUGGAGAUCCUCGACGACUGUGCGUUGGUAAAAACAAUCAUCACGGUUGGUGAUAAAGUGGAAGCCAGCACCAAAAAAGUUCCAGUGGUUCGGAUUGAAGACAUUAUCAAGGAUGUCUUGGAAAUCGCACCAGAAGACUUCCCUCAAGUUGACGUUGAUAUCAAAAAGAGUGUGUACUUCUUGCCUCCAUCGAGGUGAGUUAAAUUGGGGAAAACUACGGAGCUUUGCGAAGUAAAUGAACGUACAGUGACGGACCUGCUCCAGUAGCAAAAAACGCACCAUUCUGCAACCGGGAAGUAACAAAAAAGCAGCAAAACACUUCCCUCCGCAACUCAAAAAAACUUCGUUUGAAGGUUUCUGUCACACAAGAGUGGGCGAACCCUUAUAAACGGAGUCAUUUUAGUUGGAGAGGGAGGUAUUUUGCUGCGUUUUUUAUACUUCCCGGAUGCACAAUGGUACGUUUUUUGCCACUGGAACAGGUCCGUCACUGUAUGUGCAGCAACCCGUCAACAAUCGCAUGUAGAAAACCAUUCUUUUCAGCGGCACAACCGGCCUCCCCAAAGGUGUCUGUCACACCCAUUACAGUAACAUGUAUGCUCAUUGGAAUUUUGUCAGGUAUGCCAAGCUCCAGUAAUUUGAUCGCGCGUUACUUCGUAGUAGAGCAAAACCGAAUUUCUAAUUUUCAGUGUAAUCGCUGAUCGUUUGUUAAACCCAAACUUCCCCAACUGGAACUGGCGCGACAACAAGGUCCUGCUGAACAUGCAGCAAGGCUUUGCGUAUGGCCAUGGAACCACUUUCGUGUCUCUCGUCACCGGUUCGGUCGGCGUUUUUGUCCGCAAACCCGGUCCGGACCACAUUUUCCACUGCAUUGACAAAUACCAGAUACGACUGUUGUAUGGGCAUCCAGCCUUAUUUCAGGCUCUGACUGUCUGCAAGCAGCAGAAUCCGGAAAAACUCUCGACUCUCGUAGCGGCGCUGACGAGUGGCGCGCCGCUGAAAGAGAAGGUCGCCAAAGAGUUUAUGAGCACGUGUAAUGUGAGCGUGCUGCAAAUGUAUGGCAUGACCGAAGGUAUGGUAGCCAUGGCCGCAAUCGACUCUCCGAUAACUUCCGUUGGAAGGCCGAUGACGAGGACAGAGUUGAGGAUUGUGGAUGCCGAAACGGGCGAGGAAUUGGGGUAGGAGUUCGUAAGAAUCGCUUGUUCAUAUCCUAGCUACAGUGAGGACCUGAUCCAGUGACAAAACACGUAGCAUUUUGCAUGGGAAGUAUCAAAAAUGUGGCAAAAUACCUCCCUUUUCAACUAAAAAAAACUCCGUUUUGAACUGCGCGCCCUUUCCAUUACAAACAGAGUGGGCGUGCUUUUGAAAUCGGAGUUCUUUCACUUGGAGAGGGAGGUAUUUUACUGUAUUUUUGAUACGUCUUGGAUGCAAAAUGGUACGUUUUUGGCCAAUGGAUCAGGCCCGCCACUGUAAGUGCGCAACUGCAAAUGCAUGCCUUUUAAAUAUUGUAGCGAAAUUGAAAAAUACAGUUGGUUUCACCUAUGAGUCUGUCGGGAAAAUAAUGUGAAGUUUUCACAAGAGACACACAACUCCAGCCACGACCAGCCGCAAUGAUGGGCGAUUCCAAGGCUUGGCGAAUCCACAUUAUCUUCCCGACAAGCCGAUAUAAAGCGCCGAUGUUAUUGCCAAGACUUUCACACUCUAACUUAUAACCAAGAGACCUUCAUAAUGUCAUCUCUCGCAAAUCUAUUUUAACAUUCUCCUUUUCAGUCCCCAGGAAGUUGGAGAGCUUCAGUUCCGCAAUCCGACCAUGUCUACUGGAUACCUCAACAACCCCGAGACCACGGCCGAGUUAUACACCACAGACGGCUUCCUAAACACGGGAGACAUCGGCUACGUCGACGAACAGCAAAAUAUUUUCAUUGUAGACCGGAAAAAAGAGAUGAUCAAGGUGCAAGGGAAAUCCGUUGCACCGGGCCAACUGGAGGACCUGCUGUAUACAAACAAGAAAAUCAGAGAGUGCUGUGUGUUCGGGGUGCCCGAUGACACGCUGGGAGAGAGUAUUUGGGUGUUCGUUGUGAAGCGGGAUGAGAGUUUAACGGAGAAAGAAGUUAUUGACACCGUAAAUCGUAAGUUUUCUAUCGGAAAAAACGCGUGAUUUUCCACCGUUUCAGCGAACAUUCUGGAUUACAAACAAAUCACGGGUGGAGUUGAGUUUGUGGACGUCAUUCCGCGAAACACAAAUGGCAAAAUGUUGCGGAGAAAGCUGAGAGAAAUCGUCAUGUCAAACAAUAAUAUUGCCGCAUGA